Messenger RNA from Alternaria infectoria, 321 nucleotides. RefSeq lists its product as uncharacterized. The record is from RefSeq and is a predicted model, not a curated record. Bases 1 to 321 code for a protein of 106 amino acids. The transcript is spliced from 3 exons. Lineage: Eukaryota; Fungi; Ascomycota; Dothideomycetes; Pleosporales; Pleosporaceae.
AUGGCAUCAGAAGACGAGUUCCAGCUCUUCACAUCCCUGAGAUACGAUCCACUACUGCUCCAAUCCGAGGAAAACUCCAGAGCCAUCUUGAACUUCGUCACGCCGUCACCCUUCUACAUGCUCGCAUACCACCGAGACCGGAUGGUGGAAGCCGCACAGCACUUUGACUUUUUCGAAGUCGAGAAAAGACUGAAAGAUGGGAAGGCAUUGCAUGAGGAACUGUUGAAGCGAGUGCAAGACGAGAUGAAGAAAACAGGAAAAGACGAAGCAAUGAAGCUCCGACUCCUCUUCGACAAAGCCGCCAAUCUAACCGCACACUAA